Rhodamnia argentea is the source of this 2789-nucleotide messenger RNA. RefSeq lists its product as uncharacterized. The record is from RefSeq and is a predicted model, not a curated record. The transcript has 2 exons. Lineage: Eukaryota; Viridiplantae; Streptophyta; Magnoliopsida; Myrtales; Myrtaceae. Bases 320 to 2254 code for a protein of 644 amino acids.
CGGCCCCCUUUUUUCAUAUGCCAUUGAGCCACCACUUUUCCUUCGUGCGCUUCAGCCUGGUCAGACCAGCAUUGUAUGAAUCGCUGACGACGCUGAUGCUGGUGGUCUCAGAUUCAAAUUCGCUCGGGCACGGAGACCUCCGCGAUAAUGGGUCUUGAAUUGAGGAAGUUACUGCCUUUCAUGCAUGGAGUAAAAAAGGGACAUGUUUCAAAGAAGAUCAUUCUGCCAUUCUAGUACGUAGUAACUUCUUCUGUGUACGUAAAAUCAGAGAGAAUAGUGCAGCAAGAGAGAGCAACUUAUCAAGAUUUUGAGCAGACUGAUGGAGUGUAACAAAGAUGAUGCAGUCAGGGCUAAAGAAAUCGCUGAUAGAAAGUUCACGGAAAGGGAUUAUGCUGGUGCAAAGAGAUUUGCUCUGAAGGCUCAGAGUUUAUAUCCUGGACUUGACGGCCUUACUCAGAUGUUGACUAUUUUCGAUGUACAUUUAUGUGCGGAAAAUAAGUUAAGUGGGGAGGUAGACUGGUAUGGCAUUCUGGGCGUGAACCCUUGGGAUAAUGAUGAACUAAUCAGGAAGCAGUACCGAAAACUUGCACUUAUGCUACACCCUGAUAAAAACAAGUCUCUAGGUGCCGAUGGUGCAUUUAAGCUGGUUUCGGAAGCAUGGAGUCUAUUAUCAGAUAAAUCUAAAAGGGUGGCCUACAAUCAGAGGAGGAAUUCACGAGUUUCCAACCAAAAAACUCCUAGUGCCAGCACUUAUCCAUCAGCAGCACCCCAUCGAAACGGUACCUAUUAUGAUAACGUUGGUUCGAAUGUGAGGACGCAGCAUACGAGUACUCGGGGCAACACAACUCCUGCACCUGCUUAUAAGAAAGCUGAUACAUUUUGGACUAUUUGCAGUAGAUGCAAGACCCACUACGAAUAUCUCAGGAUAUAUCUCAACCACAAUCUCCUUUGCCCGAAUUGUCAUCAGGCUUUCUUUGCAGUAGAGAAGGCACCACCUGCACAUGUUUUUAAAUCAUCAAACUUGCCUUAUGACCAGAUGCAACAGAACUCCAAGUAUCAUGCUGGUGGGAGUAACAAAUCUGCUUCUGGAGUAUCAGCUUGUACUGCUACUCAAGGUCCAAGUAGAGUUCACAAUCAAGUAGCUUCUGAAAGUGAGAGAAGUAACUUUUUUAGGAGGGAGGAAUUUAUUCAUAAAGGGGAGAAUCCACUGAAGAAAAGAAAAAUGGAUGAACAUCAUUCCCAUGUUUUCGGAGGUUCUGUGGCAAACGAGAUGGAUGGAAUGUACUAUUUUUCUGGUAAAAAGAAGAUGCACUCCGCGAGAGAGUUGUCGUAUACAGAAACACGACAAAUGUUGAUGGAGAAGGCACUGGUUUCGAUCCAAAAGAAACUGAAGGAGUGGUCCCCUGCAGUUAAAGAAAAUAAACCAGAUAAAAGGGUUGAACAAGCAAAAGAGAGGAAAGGCAUGCCUGAGGGUGAAGGAAAACAGGAUGGCACUCACGUAGAUAUGAAGCAUGUUGAGGCUUUUGCUCCCUUGUCGAUCAACGUUCCAGAUUCUGAUUUUCACAAUUUUGAUUUGGACCGUAGUGAAAGUUCCUUUGAAGUUGACCAAGUAUGGGCCUCAUAUGAUGAUGAUGACGGGAUGCCUCGAUUCUAUGCUAAAAUCCAGAAAGUUAUCUCUCGGAAGCCAUUUAAGAUACAGAUCAGUUGGCUCAACUCGAAAAGCAGUGACGAGUUUGGCCCCCUUGACUGGAUAGGGUCUGGUUUCACCAAAACUUGCGGUGAAUUUCGGGUUGGCAGGCCUGAAACUAGUACCGCCCUAAAUGCAUUUUCACAUAGGGUAGUCUGGACGAAAGGUCUACGCGGGGUCAUAAGCAUAGUUCCUAGGAAAGGGGAAAUCUGGGCUCUUUACAGGAACUGGUCCUCCAACUGGAAUGAGCACACGCCGGGUGAAAUUAGGCACAAAUACGAUGUGGUGGAAGUUCUCGAGGACUAUAAUGAGGAGCAAGGUGUGUUUGUUGCUCCUCUAAUAAAGAUUGCUGGUUUCAGGACAGUGUUUCGUAGGCUCAUGGAUCCGAAGGAAAUGAAGCGGGUCCCAAAAGAAGAAAUGUACAGCUUCUCUCAUCAGGUUCCUGAUCACAUGCUCACUGGCCAAGAAGCUGCGAAUGCUCCCAACGGGUGCCGGGAGCUGGACCCUGCUGCUAUGCCUGUAGAACUCCUCCAAGUGAUACCGGAAGCUGAAACGUUCACGUGCUAAGGCUAAUGAAAGCAAUGGUGAAGAGAAGUUUAAGGACAAUGAAAAUGGUCCAGAAGAUGAGGAGUGCAGGAUGGUGGAGAUUAAUGAAAAAGCUGAGGAUGAGAGAUGGUACUUUUGAUCAAGAGGCGUAGGAAGCUGAUGUAGAAAUUGCUGGAGGCUCUCUCAAUCGGAACAUCAAGAAAGCUAUACACCAAGGUUAGAAAGUUUUUUGCUUUUUUAAGUCUAACAUGAAAUAUGAAGGACAGGUUUUUUUGUUUUUUGGAGGCCAUAGCAUUUCUAGAGCUGUCCUAGCCCAAUUGAUUCUUUUUGGUUUCUUGUUGUAUGACAUGGUGAACAUGACACGCGGAUGACAGAGGUUUGGGCACUAGCUCUGCAUUCGGUGUUCUAGGAGCAGAACUGGAGAAACCAUUCUAAUCGAUCCUCGGUGAAUGCCUCCAUAUAUAGUUGGUCAUACAUACUUUUUGACAUGAUACACGAGUUUUGUUGGAACCUGUUGGAGCUGAUGCGACAUAAUUAGACGCACUUUUGAAUUCUA